This is a messenger RNA of Myotis brandtii (Brandt's bat), 2583 nucleotides long. It is a transcript of the gene PALMD, whose product is annotated as palmdelphin. The record is from RefSeq and is a predicted model, not a curated record. Gene Ontology annotation, biological process: regulation of cell shape. The coding region runs from base 32 to 2248 and encodes 738 amino acids. NCBI's taxonomy places the organism in Eukaryota, Metazoa, Chordata, Mammalia, Chiroptera, Vespertilionidae. The transcript has 10 exons. Gene Ontology annotation, cellular component: cytoplasm; membrane.
CUGCAGCUUCGGCCGGGCUGGGACUCCGAGGAUGGACGAGGCGGCGCUGCUGCGGGAGCGGCUGCAGGCCAUCACGGAUAAAAGGAGAAUACAGGAGGAAAUCUCCGAGAAGCGCCUGAAGAUAGAGGAGGAGAAGCUGCAGCACCAGCACCUGAAGAGAGAGGAGAGAGAGAGAGAGAAGAGAGAAACAUCGAUCAGUUGCCUCCCAUCCGCACCCAGACAGGGGACGGAACCUGCAAGCGGGGCCUGUGCGCUGACCAGGAGUAGAGCCAGCAACCUCUCUGUGUGCGGGACGGCGCUCAGCCAACUGAGCCACACCGGCCGGGACAGUAACGAUUUCUUAAACACCUACUAUGUGCCAGGCACUAAGCUGGACGCUCGCCAAAGCUUCCAAAGAGCUGAGCGCCAAGAAGGCAGCCCCUCGCUGCCUACCCGGGGAGUGGCCCAGCCUGGGGAACCCCCCCUGCCCCGGGGCGCCCCCCCCCCCCGCACGGUGGGGCCGUGGCUCCCGAGACACACACGCUGCCUCAGCCCUGCCCAAGGCUACGGCGAAACCCGCCAUAGACCGCAUCCCAGGCGCGGCCUCGGGGACACGCCACGCCGCUCUGUUCCACUCGCACCGCAUCCCAUGUCACUGCCCACGUCACUCCUAAGCCUCCAUCACUUUGGACAGCGUCGUGUUGAAGCAGAGAAACUCCUUGGCAGGGGCCUCGCCACCAGCGCCUCCCAGAACCAGGCUCGGCAGCCAGAGGGAAACGGCGAAGCCAGGCCUGACUCCUGGGCAGAGGACGGUCCACCCGGCGGAGAACGGCCCCUGGCAAACCCCUCAGGAAGGGCCGGACAGAAAGGCUGCUUCCACAUGCUUGAAAAAGAGAUCCAAGACCUAGAAAGGGCGGAGCUGCAGAUCUCGACUCACGAGGAGGCGAUUUUAAAGAAACUGAAAUCCGUGGAGAGGACCACGGAAGACAUAAUAAGGUCUGUGAAGGUGGAAAAGGAAGGAACGCCAGGAGAGUCGAUUGAAGACAUCUAUGCUAAUAUCCCCGACCUUCCAAAAUCCUACAUCCCUUCCCGAUUAAGGAAGGAAAGAAAUGAUGGACUAGAAGACGAUGAGCAAAAUAGAAAAGCGCUGUACGCCAUGGAAAUCAAGGUGGAGAAAGACCUGAAGACGGGCGAGAGCACGGUGCUGUCCUCCAUCCCGCUGCCGUCGGAGGACUUCACGGGCGAGGGGGUGAAAGUGUACGACGACGGGCGCAAGUCGGUGUACGAAGUCAGCUCCGACCACCCGGCCGCGCUCAACGGCACGGACAGCCUGGGGCCCGUGGAGGUGGAGGACCUCCUGAGGCAGGCGUCCGAGAGGAGCUCCCGGUCCCCGACCGAGUACCACGAGCCCGUCUACGCCAACCCCUUCUGCAGGCCCACCACCCCGCAGAGGGAGAGAGCAGCCCCCGGGCCCACCACCCAGGAAAGGAGCCAGAGGCAAGCGAACGGACUGGGGGGCGACAGGAACCACUCCGUCCACCACGUGGACAACGGGCUGUCGGGGGAGAGGGGCGACCGCUGGCAUCCCGACAGCCCCCCUCGGCCGACCCCUCACCCGCGCCGAUGGGUGAUUCCACAAGCAGAGAGGCUGCCGGCCGCUUGGGAAGGAGCGGAUGGGACAGACGGGCCUCCGGACAAGCAGGCGCCCUCCCCCAAGGCCGGGCCGGGCCCCAGAGGAGGGCUCGCUGGGAGGUCUGAGCGCCAGGGCCCUUCUCCCACGUGGCAGGGGGCCGAGGAAGACGUGCGCUACAACAUCAUGCACUCCCUGCCCUCUGACAUGGACGGCGCGGAGCCCGUGACCAUGAUCUUCAUGGGGUACCAGCAGGCAGACGACGAUGCGGAGGAGCGCGGGGUCCUGACGGGCUAUGACGGCGUCAUCCACGCGGAGCUGGUUGUCAUCGAUGAGGAGGAGGGCGAGGGAGAAGCUGGGAAACCUGCCCCCCAGCCCAGGGCGUCCCACGGUCAGGCGCCCCAGCCGGCCAGGCCGACACCUCUCCCCAGGAAGAGAGCGGAAGUCAAGCCCCCGGAGCACGCACGCCACCCUUCUCCCCACAGACACUCCAUGUCGCUGAGAGAGCAGGAAGAACGCCUGGGCAGCCCCGUCCACCCGCCUCCACACACCGCUCCGAUGGCCGGGGACGGCACGGAGGACCCGUCGCUCACAGCUUUAAGGAUAAGAAUGGCAAAGCUGGGGAAAAAAGUUAUCUGAGAGGUGUACCAUCUACAUAAACAUACUUUGGAGAAGAAACUACGAAAUGUUUGCCACUUUCUCUCCUGGAUACUGUGUUUCUUUCUUUUUCUUUUCGAUCCAAAAAAAAUUAUGAUUAUACCCAUAUUAAGCCAUGUGAGUAAGCAAUAGCCAUUAUUUGUAAAAUAUAUAUAUAAAUAUAUAUAUAUUGCAAAAAAGCUGGGAGAAUGAACACUCAGCUUUUCCAGUUACUUGACAUGAUUCAGUGGGGGUGAAAACCAGAAUAUUUUUAUUGUAUUGAUACCAAAACAUUUCUAAUAAGAGCUUGUUAAAUUUAAGAAUAAAGUUAUUUAAAA